Oncorhynchus nerka (sockeye salmon) is the source of this 2224-nucleotide messenger RNA. Its product is annotated as DNA-directed RNA polymerase III subunit RPC10. Gene Ontology annotation, molecular function: nucleic acid binding; zinc ion binding. Gene Ontology annotation, cellular component: RNA polymerase III complex. The record is from RefSeq and is a predicted model, not a curated record. Bases 15 to 341 code for a protein of 108 amino acids. Lineage: Eukaryota; Metazoa; Chordata; Actinopteri; Salmoniformes; Salmonidae. Gene Ontology annotation, biological process: termination of RNA polymerase III transcription; DNA-templated transcription. The transcript is spliced from 3 exons.
UUAGUCAAAAGAAUAUGCUUCUGUUUUGUCCAACAUGUGGGAAUGUGUUGAUUGUAGAGGAAGGACAGAAGUGCUAUCGAUUCGCCUGCAACACAUGUCCGUACGUGCAUAACAUUACUAGGAAGGUAAACAACAGGAAGUAUCCCAAACUGAAAGAGGUUGAUGAUGUGCUUGGUGGAGCUGCAGCCUGGGAAAAUGUGGAUUCCACGCCAGAAAAAUGUCCCAAGUGUGAGCACCCCCGAGCAUUCUUCAUGCAGAUUCAGACUAGAUCUGCAGAUGAACCGAUGACAACAUUCUACAAAUGCUGCAAUUAUGAGUGUGGACAUCGCUGGAGAGACUAAACUGGUGUUCAAUAGGAUCUCUACCUGAGAACACUAGUUGAGUCAGCUAACCUGGUUUUAUGGUGUAUGUGCUGUAGCCAAAUCUUCUGUUGUCAUGCCAGACAGCUUUGGCAUAACAGUGAAUAAACAGAUAGGAGUUUGGACCACAUGACUUCUAGUUGACCACACCAUUGGUGCCAAGCGUGUUGGAGAAAAAGUAGCAAGAGUUGGUGUAAUAUACACUUCUACCAAAUGUACUUCAUACACAAGAGUAUGCCCUUACUUUAUUUAUCAUUGUGAUUAGUUAUCUUCUCUGGGUUGUUUCCUAUUACAUUCAGAAGUCAAUUGCACUUCCAAUUUAUAGCUGAAGAUACAUAAUUUGUGUUUGAGUAGUUGCCAAAUGACCAGAAUCCAUUGUUGGUGUCAUUUUAUUUCUCCUAGAUGUUUAACAUACUAUAAAAAUGACUGUUUUUGGAUUAAAAGAGUAUGACCAUCUGACAAAUUACUAAUACUGUAAAAUCACAAAUACUGGUUUGUUAUGUUAAAAUAACUGCACUGUAUGCAACAGUAAUGACCCAACUUAUCAUUUAGAUGUACAUUAUACCAUUUUUUUUUGAGGGGGCAACAGACCAAACUAGCUACCAACAUCAAAGGCCAUCAUUGUGUUCAAAGUUCAAUACAAUCCCUAAACUCUGCUUUUACUACAUGUUCUUACACAGCUUCAAGCCACUUCACACUGCAUGUAGAAGAUUCAAUAGAGUACAAAGUUAAGAGGCCAGCCUGUGAAAAGUAUCCAUAAGAAUGCAUGUAAAUGCAGACAUACUCCACCUGCCGUCAGUGUUUACUGUAUAUAAUCAUGCUGGUUAUUGGUAGUAUUGAGAUGAGACGAGAGAUCCUACAGACGACACAAAUGAAGCAGACAAAAGAUCUUUCAUACCAUACAUUGGUGUACUUGGACUGGAUCGAACACGUUAAUAUGUUGUCAAAAUGAUCACAAGUGAAUGACCUGCACAGAGCUGGGACCAAAGUAACACAGCCUACCAUCAGUAACACACUACGCCGCCAGGGACUCAAAUCCUGGAGUGGCCUAGCCAGUCUCCAGAUCUCAACCCCAUAGAAAAUCUUUGGAGGGAGUUGAAAGUCUGUGUUGCCCAGCAACAGCCCCAAAACAUCAGUGCUCUAGAGGAGAUCUGCGCCAAAAUACCAGCAACAGUGUGUGAAAACCUUGUGAAGACUUACAGAAAACGUUUGACCUCUGUCAUUGCCAACAAAGGGUAUAUACAAUUAUUGAGAUAAACUUUUGUUAUUGACCAUAUACUUAUUUUCCACCAUAAUUUGAAAAUAUAUAUUUUUUAAAUCCUACAGUGAUUUUCUGGAUUUUUUCUCUCAUUUUGUCUGUCAUAGUUGAAGUGUACCUAUGAUGAAAAUUACAGGCCUCUCAUCUUUUUAAGUGGGAGAACUUGCACAAUUGGUGACUGACUAAAUACUUUUUUGCCCCACUGUAUGGCCAGAGAGGACAAGUGCACAAAAUUACAGUGAUAUCAUGCAGAGCGCUUCACCAUUCUAAUGUGCCCCUCCUGCAGAGCGGAUUGGACUCUAUCAGCCAGGUCGGCUUCGCUCCAUUCCCUUCCUAUACGGAAAAAUACAAGGAAACCUGUUUCUCUGUGGACUGAUAGAUCAACAAGAAAAUCUCAGCCUCUGACAUGUACAUGGUGCUCGGUGACUGCACGGAGCUCAUUGAAGCUCAAUGUAGUCCUGCAUCAAUGACAGGUGAUCAGGUCUUACAAAAUUAGCUAGUCUCCUUACCAGUUGGGUCUUAAUGAUAAUGAAGCUUGGCAAGCAAGGCUAUAAAGUAUCUAACUGAAUGACAGUCCAAACCACUUAAAUAAAAACUGUACAGUAAA